This is a messenger RNA of Candidozyma duobushaemuli, 2661 nucleotides long. RefSeq names its product H(+)-exporting P2-type ATPase (gene PMA1). Lineage: Eukaryota; Fungi; Ascomycota; Pichiomycetes; Serinales; Metschnikowiaceae. Gene Ontology annotation, molecular function: P-type proton-exporting transporter activity; ATP hydrolysis activity; ATP binding. The transcript is spliced from 2 exons. The record is from RefSeq and is a predicted model, not a curated record. Gene Ontology annotation, cellular component: plasma membrane. Gene Ontology annotation, biological process: proton export across plasma membrane; regulation of intracellular pH. The coding region runs from base 1 to 2661 and encodes 886 amino acids.
AUGAGUGCUACCGAACCCACUAACGAGAAGCUUAACAAAGCUGUCGAUGAUGAUGACGAGGACGAGGAUAUCGACCAGUUGAUCAUUGACUUGCAGUCUAACCACAACAUCGACGACGAGGAGUCUGAUGAUGAGGCUGACGCUGGUUCUUUCAAGGCCGUUGGUUUGUCCGACGACGAUGUCAACAAGAGAAGAAAGAAGUAUGGUUUGAACCAGAUGGCUGAGGAGCAGGAGAACAUGGUUCUCAAGUUCGUCAUGUUCUUUGUCGGUCCAAUUCAGUUCGUUAUGGAAGCCGCUGCCAUUUUGGCCGCUGGUUUGGAGGACUGGGUCGAUUUCGGUGUCAUUUGUGGUUUGUUGUUGUUGAACGCUUCCGUCGGUUUCAUUCAGGAAUACCAGGCUGGUUCUAUUGUCGAUGAAUUGAAGAAGACUUUGGCUAACACUGCUAACGUUGUCAGAAACGGUGCUCUUGUUGAGGUCCAGGCUAACGAGAUUGUCCCAGGUGACAUUUUGCAGUUGGAGGACGGUACCGUUAUCCCAGCUGACGGUAGAAUUGUCUCCGAGAACGCUUUGUUGCAGGUUGACCAGUCCGCUAUCACUGGUGAGUCCCUUGCCGUUGACAAGAGACACGGUGACUCUACUUACUCCUCCUCUACCGUCAAGACCGGUGAGGCUUUCAUGAUUGUUACUGCUACUGGUGACUCUACCUUCGUUGGUAGAGCCGCUGCUUUGGUUAACAAGGCUUCUGGUGGCUCUGGUCACUUCACUGAGGUCUUGAACGGUAUUGGUACUGUCUUGUUGGUUUUGGUCAUUGUUACCUUGUUGGUUGUCUGGGUCGCUUGUUUCUACAGAACCGUCCCAAUUGUUCCUAUUCUUAGAUACACCUUGGCUAUCACUAUUGUCGGUGUCCCAGUCGGUUUGCCAGCUGUCGUCACCACUACCAUGGCUGUCGGUGCUGCUUACUUGGCUAAGAAGCAGGCUAUUGUCCAGAAGUUGUCCGCCAUUGAGUCCCUUGCUGGUGUUGAGAUCUUGUGUUCCGACAAGACCGGUACCUUGACCAAGAACAAGUUGUCCUUGCACGAGCCAUACACUGUUGAGGGUGUCGAGGCUGACGACUUGAUGUUGACUGCUUGUUUGGCUGCUUCCAGAAAGAAGAAGGGUUUGGAUGCUAUUGACAAGUCUUUCUUGAAGUCCUUGAUCAACUACCCAAGAGCUAAGGCUGCUUUGACUAAGUACAAGGUCUUGGAGUUUCAGCCAUUCGACCCUGUUUCCAAGAAGGUUACUGCUAUCGUUGAGUCCCCAGAGGGCGAGAGAAUUGUCUGUGUUAAGGGUGCUCCAUUGUUCGUCUUGAAGACUGUCGAGGAUGACCACCCAAUCCCUGAGGAUGUUCACGAGAACUACCAGAACACUGUCGCUGAGUUUGCUUCUAGAGGUUUCAGAUCUUUGGGUGUCGCUAGAAAGAGAGGUGAGGGCCACUGGGAAAUCUUGGGUGUCAUGCCUUGUAUGGACCCUCCAAGAGAUGACACUGCUCAGACUGUUAACGAAGCUAGAAGAUUGGGUCUUUCUGUUAAGAUGUUGACUGGUGAUGCCGUUGGUAUUGCUAAGGAGACCUGUAGACAGUUGGGUCUUGGUACUAACAUUUACGAUGCUGAGAAGUUGGGUCUUUCCGGUGGUGGUGACAUGGCCGGUUCCGAGAUUGCUGACUUUGUUGAGAACGCUGACGGUUUCGCCGAAGUUUUCCCUCAGCACAAGUACAACGCUGUUGAGAUUUUGCAGGCCAGAGGUUUCUUGGUUGCCAUGACUGGUGACGGUGUUAACGAUGCUCCAUCCUUGAAGAAGGCUGACACUGGUAUUGCCGUUGAGGGUGCCACUGACGCUGCUAGAUCCGCUGCCGACAUUGUUUUCCUUGCCCCAGGUUUGUCCGCUAUCAUUGACGCUUUGAAGACUUCCAGACAGAUUUUCCACAGAAUGUACGCCUACGUGGUGUACCGUAUCGCUUUGUCUUUGCACUUGGAGAUUUUCUUGGGUCUUUGGAUUGCUAUCUUGGACAGAUCUCUUAACAUUGACUUGGUUGUUUUCAUUGCCAUUUUCGCUGACGUUGCUACCUUGGCUAUUGCUUACGACAAUGCUCCUUACGACCCUAAGCCUGUCAAGUGGAACCUUCCAAGAUUGUGGGGUAUGUCCAUCAUCUUGGGUAUUAUCUUGGCUGUCGGUACCUGGAUCACCUUGACCACUAUGUUCUUGCCAAAGGGUGGUAUUGUCCAGAACUUCGGUGCCAUUGACGGUAUCUUGUUCUUGCAGAUUUCCUUGACUGAGAACUGGUUGAUUUUCAUCACUAGAGCUCAGGGUCCAUUCUGGUCUUCUAUCCCAUCCUGGCAGUUGGCUGGCGCUGUGUUGAUUGUCGACAUUGUCGCCACCUGUUUCACCUUGUUCGGUUGGUGGUCCCAGAACUGGACUGACAUCGUUACCGUUGUCAGAACCUGGAUCUGGUCUUUCGGUGUCUUCUGUGUUAUGGGUGGUGCUUACUACCUUAUGUCUGGUUCUGAGGCCUUCGACGACUUCUGUAACGGCAGAAAGAAGUCUCACUCUCCAGACCGCAGAUCCCUCGAAGACUUCAUGGUCUCCAUGGCCAGAGUCUCCACUCAGCACGAGAAGUCUUCUUAA